UUGCUGGGCUUUCGUCGGAGCUGAGCAGCCUUGCAGCAGCAGGUUAGCUCUUUAAAACCGAGCGAGCUCUGCUAGCUACACAUCAACAGCAUAUCCAGAGAAGAUGCGAAGUCGCUUAAGUUUUUAACUGUUCCACCCGCCUCCAGCGCUUUUAAGCCUGAGGACACUGUUAUGGUUUCGGAGAAUGGAAACGGACGACGUGUCGGUUAGAGAGCAACUUUUCCACAACCGUGUCCGGGAGACUAUAAUCUGUGUUCUCCUGUUUACUUGCCUUUACAUGCUGUCCUACCUCAUCCUUAACCAAUUCAGGAAGACGGCAGAGUUUGUCACAGAUGAUGUUGAAGAUGCCACUGUCAACAAAAUUGCGCUGUGGCUGUGCACAUUCACCCUGUCUGUCGCAGUCUGUGCUGUGCUCCUUCUCCCCAUUUCCAUUCUGUCCAAUGAGGUGCUGCUCACCUUCCCACAGAGCUACUACAUGCAGUGGCUCAACGGAUCUCUUAUUCAUGGUACAUCUGUCCACACCAAACAUCAAAUAGAGAUCUAUAUCAUCAUCUCUGUGCUUCUCUCCUCAGUGUGCACUCCCUUAGGGUUGUCACGAAUGUUCAGUGUAACGGGCAGCCUGCUAGUCAAACCACGGCUGCUGGAAGAUGUUGAAGAUACUCUGAGCUGCACCACAUUUGAGGAAGACUCUCUCUCCAGGAAAAUCAACUGUGGCAGUACAUCCUGCUGGGUCAAGCUGAACAUGGAGGCUCUGAAGAAAGAGUACCAAGCCGUCCAGAGUAAGCGCGUCGCCCUGGAGAUGCGGAGGAAAGCGUCCCCAUGGCAGCGGAACCUGGGCUACCCGCUUGCAAUGCUUGUGCUUCUUGCACUGACGGUGAUGUGUGUACUGAUGGUCUGUUUCAACGUGCUGGAGUUGCUACUGGAUGAAACAGCCAUGCCCAGAGGAAUGGAGGACCCUCACCUUGGGAUGGCCUCCUUUUCGAUGUUUGGCUCACUGGGUGCUGCUGUUCAAGUAGUUCUCAUUCUUUAUCUGAUGGUGUCCUCAGUGGUGGGCUUCUAUAGUUCCCCUCUCUUCACUGGCCUCCUGCCUCGUGCACAAGACACCAACCUCACACAGAUAAUCGCCAACUGUGUUUCACUGCUUAUCCUGAGCUCUGCACUGCCGGUGUUUUCACGCACUCUUGGGAUCACCCGUUUCGACCUACUGGGAGACUUUGGUCGAUAUAACUGGCUUGGGAACUUCUACGUUGUAUUUCUAUACAACAUGCUGUUUGCUGGCCUCACCUCUGCCUCCCUGAUAAAGACGGUCACCUGGGCAGUACAAAGAGAGCUCAUCCGUGCCUUUGGUCUCCACAGACUACCUUUAACUGUGUCACGCUCCACCGUCCCCUUCAGGCUCCUCCUGGCCAGUGGAUUGUCUAAAAUCCAGUGACUUUUUUGUUUCUUCUUCUCACGACUGCCUUUCCUAAACUAUAAAAACUGAGCCAUUUCAGAGGUGUACCCGGUGGAUUAAAGGCAUUCACAGGUCAGUCUCUUUGCCAGCUGGUACAUGGAUCAGGUCACCACGUGUGAAGAGACUGAAGAAUGUGAGUCUGUUUGCAAUGUGUCCAGUGGGAGCACCGCUUGAUGCUGUGUUCAGUGACCAAUAUAUCAGGGUCCAAGUUUAUACUGCUUUUUGACUGCAAAGGCAAAUACUGGUACAAGUGGUUACCGAGUCACAGGUGUGACUGGAUCAAGGGGAAAAGGGAUUUAAGCCAUAUUAGCAACGAUAAGAGAGCAAUACCCCCUGCAAAGUCACGCCUUGUAAAAAGUGGAUCCUUUAGCAGCCGUUUGUCUGACACAUGUGAAAGUCAGCAGAGUUAUUUUGAAAUAUUGCAUUGUAGCUGUGACAUAAUUUCCUCUUCCUCCUUCAGGUCGACUGAGUGCUCUCUCUUUCUUUGCGGCUUCCCCACGCCUUCCUCUUUAAGUACCACCACUAUUUUAAGAUUGGAAGAUCUUCUACUUCCAUGUGUUUGGAUGUUCCAGUCUGCACCAGUGUUAUGUUGGUUAAUAAAAGGAAGUCGUUAGUGGGGAGCCGAUGGGACAGAGAGCAGUUCAGUUGUCUGUGGAUCUGCGGGUUACACACAGGGAAUGUGAGGUUGACGUGAUGGUCUCAGUGUUGGAGCUCUUUGUUUGUCUUUUACACACUGAGGUUACCUGUAGGAUUAAGAGCAUUUUGUAUGACGGCUUGACUUUACACAAAAAAGCAAAAACAAAAAACUGAAAGCUUUACACUUUGUCUUAUAAAAUGUAUUUGAAUGCCAUGUGACACUCACUAGUGGGAAUUCGCUGCCUUAAAGAAACAAUCAAACUGUGAAUCAUUAAGCAUUUGUGUGGGGAAAGUGCAAUAUUGUAUAUGUAAAAGCACACUUUUUAACUUUAGCAAAAGUUAUGUUUUCAGUUAAUUUCCUGUGAUGUUUAUUUUGCUUCAUCUCAUUCCUCUGUGUCGGAAACUGGAGUGAACGCAUCAGAUAAUGUCAGAAUAUUUUGGGACAGCAAUGUGGCCGUCAGGCUUUUUUUAGAGGUUAGAUCAUCUACUGUCAGCGUUAUCUCAUCAUCUGAUAUGUGUUUGUGAUCCUGUGUCACAGGUUACUUUUGCUGCUGUAUCAGCAGGUUAUUUGCUGUUGGUUUGACCAGCAGGGGACACUAUCUCUUAAGUCCAAUGGCAAUAUAACCCCUAACUCUCUGGUUAGUUAUUAUAUGCAUUAUAUGUGGACAACUCUGAGGUUUACUCAUUUCACUUGUUCUGAAAAAGUUCUUAUGGAUUUUUCGGGCAUCGUGUGUUGUUUUUAUUAUUUAUGGUUGUUUGGGAAUCCAUACUUUACAUUUUGAUUUAUUACUACUCUCUUUUCAAACAGUUAAAGAAAAUGUUUAGUUGUUCUGAAAGAUUUCGAAAAGAAAACUUGAAAUAUUGUUGUUUCAGAUUUUCCUACAUACUACUUUUUUAAACUAUUAUGUGAAUGUUUUUGAACGAUAAUCAAUAAAAAUGUGUUUUUGACUUC
This is a messenger RNA of Neolamprologus brichardi, 3041 nucleotides long. The record is from RefSeq and is a predicted model, not a curated record. Lineage: Eukaryota; Metazoa; Chordata; Actinopteri; Cichliformes; Cichlidae.